UCCAGUGACACUGGAAUCCUCGUAAAAUCGACUGACGACUCCUUUACUCGUACGCCAUGCCGCGGAAGCGCGACCGGGCAGCGGGCAAUGGCGCUCUCGACGCGUUUGGCUUACUCAUGAAUCCCCGAAACAGUAAGAAACCGAGUGCCGCGAGCAGUCGCUUCGUCGUUUGCCCCGCGGGGUGUGGCAAGCAUGUUCCGUCCAGCAAUGUCAAUUUGCAUUUGGAUAAAUGUAUACGAGCUCAAAAUAUUUGUGAAAGGGAAGGAUCGUAUAUCGGACGAGAGGACACGGUAAACAAAGUGGAGGCUGUUUCUGUGGAAAUAGGAAAACCGUCUCAUCCGAUGGAGACGGCUGCCUUAACCGAGCAGACGUCUACGUCUACGCAUUCAUUGCCUCGAAACACAAUAGAAGAAGACCAAGAAAUUGCGACGAAUAAAACCGAUUCAGUCAACUCUGCAUUUUUACCAAAAAUGGUGCCAGCGGAAAUAGCUGGGCGGUCUCCGCAGCGGAUCGAAAACAAAACCAUUGUCAAACCGACUACUACUGAAGACACGCCCAGCAACUACCCAGCUCCCGAUAACGGAGACGAAGCGUUUGCAACUAAAUUUGGUACACAACAGACUUCAGAGGAAGACCAAACAGAGCACCGGACUUACCAAGUGACCCCGGACAGUGCGGAACGACCACCGCAGCCAAAAACUAAAGUCCCAAACGUGUUCUCCCACAUGAUGAACUCCUCGAAAGCUACCUUCUCACGACCUAAACCAACAAAGCAAGUGCUACACUUGAGCCAAGAUGGUAGUAUUUCCUUAUUGUUUGAUACUUCGGACUCUCCUGGUCCCGUAGCUUGGUCCGCCAUUGUACUUGUCAAGACACGAACGUCACAUGAUGAAGACGCGUUAACAUCGUCUCCGGAGCAUCCCAAAAUUGUUCAAGUAACACUUUCAACGGCCAUUCCCUCGUAUCCUGACAUUGAACCAUCACAUAGAUGGGUCCGUAGACAUUCGCGCUUGUCUGUCCCUGUGCUGAAAUCUAUUUUGCAAAAGGCGGUUCGCCGACGUAAACCCUUGCCAGCUGUCAAGGUUGCUAUGGAGCUGAUUGAUAAGAGUUUGGGAGAGCUGCUCCGAAGAUUGCCCAUUAUCGCUAUUGAAGAUUCAACCUUACACCCCGCCCUUCCGUUACUUGUGUGGCUCAUGAUGGCACAUUCGAAAGAUUACGUCCUGAACCCUCAGCUAUGUCGACAGGUUCUACAAAUUGUUUUUGAAAUUGCCGGCUGUCCGUACAAGGAUCCAUUACCCUACUCUACGGAAGGUGAUACUGUACAUUCAAGAAUAUCAUUGUCGAGCCUGGAUUCGGGUGACGAUGUACUUAUAUGGGCCUUGCUAGCUCGUGCCGAGUAUGGAGGUAUGAAAGGUGACGUCCUUAUGCUACAGCAAUACGCCAACGCGUGGAGACAACGUAUGGGCGAAGUAUCAUCAACUGCCCCCACCACACUGGUGCAGCAAUUACAUCUGCCAAAGCCACAUGUGCCUGUUACUUGGCAAAAUGUUCCGCAUAUAGUUCACGAAAGCGCACACAAACAAGCUUUGGAGCGCAUUGGAUUGCUGGGUAUUGAAAUGCUGGAGAUCUCGGAUUUGACGUUGGAAGGCGUUGAUUUUCACUGCUCGAAUAUUUUGGAUGAAUUGGCAAACGACUGUCAUUUGGUAAACGUGUGUCACGAUUUGUUACUUCUAUCAUCGUCAGGCGAGAAGAUGCCGGCCGGAAUGGUGGACUUUCGUUCUUGGUUAGUAGGAUUUUGGAAGUCUUGCAUGUGGAUGUACAGCGCUGGAGUCAAUCGACGCCGAAAUUUGGUGACAUUGGUACAGCCUGACAACCAGGGUGACAAAGCUGUACCCUCUGGAUCGGCUAUGUGGAACGAGCUACUGGCCCCGAGAGUGCAAGAAUUCCAACAAAAUUACCUUCAACAACGUCUGGUGAGAAAACACGAGCUGGACACCAAGUAG
This is a messenger RNA of Phaeodactylum tricornutum CCAP 1055/1, 2003 nucleotides long. RefSeq lists its product with no specific name. The record is from RefSeq and is a predicted model, not a curated record. Lineage: Eukaryota; Bacillariophyta; Bacillariophyceae; Surirellales; Neidiaceae. The transcript has a single exon. Bases 57 to 2003 code for a protein of 648 amino acids.